Molecule: messenger RNA, 1307 nt
Organism: Chenopodium quinoa (quinoa)
Lineage: Eukaryota; Viridiplantae; Streptophyta; Magnoliopsida; Caryophyllales; Amaranthaceae
Product: cytokinin riboside 5'-monophosphate phosphoribohydrolase LOG8-like
Exons: 7
Coding region: 582-1211 (209 amino acids)
Biological process (GO): cytokinin biosynthetic process
Cellular component (GO): cytosol; nucleus
Molecular function (GO): hydrolase activity, hydrolyzing N-glycosyl compounds
Source: RefSeq, a predicted model, not a curated record
GGUUAUAAAUUUAUAAUAAUGUAGGUAAAGACAUAAAUGAUCAGAUAGAAGCGAACCAAUUGAAGUGGAUUCUCCCAAGAAUUCAACAAAAUGAUGAAUACUGUAUAGUGUAUGUAGUUUCCCUGGGAGAGAGGGAAGGCCAGCUUAUGCAUACCUUUCUAGUUUUGUUGUUUUCCAUGCAUGGUCCACCUAAAGACCUUACAAAAGGAUUCUUCUAAAAGUCAACAUCCAACUCAAAGUUUGGUGAUGGCUCACUCUUAUGCAUGGUUACCAACUCUAUAAAUAGCAAACUACUAGCAGAUAACAACUUGAUUUUUUAUUUUUAUUUUUUAAAAAACUUCACAGGACAAGAGACCACAGAAUAUGGGAUAAUUGCAAGAGGAACUUAUAAGAAAAACUGAGUGCCUACUGCUAGACAUUUCUCCUCAAACGACUACUCCAAGCAGACAAGAGGUGCUAUAUAGAGGGAGGGGGAGGGGCAGAGAAAUGUUUCCUUUCAUUUCUAGUUUUUCACAGUAAUAUAGUAAUCUCACUGUUUCAGAGCAUUGAAUCCUUUUUCUCCAACCCUGACAAUUUGGAAAAUGGAAGUGAUACCAUCAAAAAGCAUCAAUGACAGGAGAUUUAGGAGUAUUUGUGUUUUCUGUGGUAGCAGAGCUGGAUACAGACCCCUAUUUGAUGAAGCAGCUCUUGAACUUGGUAAAGCACUGGUGGAAAGAAAAAUUGAUUUGGUUUAUGGAGGAGGAAGUAUAGGCCUUAUGGGAACCAUAUCUAAGACAGUAUUUCAAGGUGGAUGCCAUGUUCUCGGUGUAAUCCCUAGACCGCUCCUACCAAUUGAGAUAGUAGGAGAAACACACGGAGAAGUAAAGAUAGUUGCAGACAUGCAUCAAAGGAAGUCAGAAAUGGAAAAGCAUGCUGAUGCUUUUAUUGCUCUUCCUGGUGGUUAUGGAACCAUGGAAGAACUUUUAGAGAUGAUAACUUGGUCCCAGUUAGGAAUUCAUGGAAAACCUGUUGGCUUGUUAAAUGUAGGUGGAUUCUUCAACAACUUGCUUACAUUAUUUGAUAAAGGGGUCGAGGAGGGUUUCAUAGCAAAGACAGAAAGAGACAUAGUGAUUUUAGCAGAAUCAGCAGAAGAGCUGCUGAAGAAGAUGGAGGAAUAUACACCAACACAUGAUACAAUUGCAUCCAAACAAAGCUGGGAAACUGAGAAAUAAUUGUACAAUGAAAGAAUCCACUUCUAAUUUAUCUUUUAUAUACUCAUAUGUUCACUAUAGAAGCAGGCAACAAAGAUGUAAAAGUUCUGUCAAAAA